Chenopodium quinoa (quinoa) is the source of this 1243-nucleotide messenger RNA. Its product is annotated as F-box/kelch-repeat protein SKIP25-like. The coding region runs from base 1 to 1077 and encodes 358 amino acids. The transcript has 2 exons. Lineage: Eukaryota; Viridiplantae; Streptophyta; Magnoliopsida; Caryophyllales; Amaranthaceae. Gene Ontology annotation, molecular function: protein binding. The record is from RefSeq and is a predicted model, not a curated record.
AUGAAAAAACAACUGCAACAACUAAUUCCUGGUCUCCCAGAUCAUAUUGCACAAUUAAUCCUCUCUAAAAUCCCACCUUCAUUGCUUUAUACAAUUUCUCAUUCAUGGCGUAGUUUCAUCUACUCCCCUCUUUACCCUCCUUUUUACUCUCUUUACACUCUUUUGAUCCCCAAUAUUACCAUCAAAUCUUCUCCUUCAAACCCACAACAAUUUCUUACUCCUAUUUCUUUCUUUGCUUUUGAUCCCAUUUGUUCUAAAUGGGAGCCUUUACCAGUCCCACCACCUUUGUCUCUUCUCCUUCGACACCCGCCUUUUAUCUCCCGCGACCUUCCAGUCCAGUCUGUUGCGGUUGGUAACAGACUGGCUGUGGUCGCGGGGACUACAGAGCACCUUGCUCCUGCCUUGUCACGGCCCCUGGUGUUUGACCCCAUCUCGAGGGACUGGCGGUAUGGCCCGUCUGUACCAGUGCCCCGCAGGUGGUGUGCUGCCGGGGCACUUGAUACGUCCCUUUAUAUGGCGAGUGGGGUCGGUCCUCAUUUCUCCACGGAUACCGCCCGAUCCGUGGAGCGGUGGGACCUAUCCAGGGGCUGUGACAAGUGGGAGAAGGUCAGCUCCCUCCGGGACGGGCGGUUCUCCCGGGAGGCGACUGAUGCCAUUGGCUGGCACGGCCGCCUCUGCAUGGUCAACGUCAAAGGUGACACUGCCAAGCAGGGAGCUGUCUACAGCGCAGAACAAGACUUAUGGGGUGACAUGAAGGAAGGUAUGUUAAGCGGGUGGCGGGGCCCAGCGGCCGCAAUGGACGAAGAAAUGAUCUACGUGGUGGAUGAAUCCAAGGGAGUGGUGAGGAAGUACAACGAGGAGACAGAUGGGUGGGUGGAUGUGGUAGAGAGUGAUAGGCUGCGAGGGGCGCAGCAGAUGGCGGCUCGAGGCGGCCGGCUUUGCGUUGUUUGUAAAGGUGGGAGUGAGAUAGUUGUGGUGGAUGUGGUGGCAUCGCCGCCGCAAAUGUGGGUGGUUGAGCCACCACAAGGGUUCAAUGUUGCUGCGGUUCAUGUUUUGCCAAGAAUGAGUAGGACCUAAUCAAGUUUGAUAGUAUCAAAAAAAUCUUAAGAUGUAUUCUAUUUAUUUAAUUUUUUGGCUGUAAGAAAAUCUUGGAUUUUUAAUGAAAGUAUGAGAAUGGAAAGAAAUACUGUGUGAAAGAUUUGAUGACAAAGUCAAAUGAAAACUUUUUUAGUUCAUGUAAAAA